Amphimedon queenslandica is the source of this 1068-nucleotide messenger RNA. RefSeq names its product tRNA methyltransferase 10 homolog A-like. Gene Ontology annotation, cellular component: nucleus; nucleoplasm. The transcript is spliced from 7 exons. The record is from RefSeq and is a predicted model, not a curated record. Gene Ontology annotation, molecular function: tRNA binding. NCBI's taxonomy places the organism in Eukaryota, Metazoa, Porifera, Demospongiae, Haplosclerida, Niphatidae. Bases 47 to 940 code for a protein of 297 amino acids. Gene Ontology annotation, biological process: tRNA N1-guanine methylation.
UUUUUAGUUUUAACGUACACGGAAAGAGUACGAAUAAAAACGGACAAUGGCUGAAGCAAUGGAUGGAGCAAGCAUAGAGAAAAGAAAGGAAAUUAUGGAAAAACUAAAAUCUUCACUACCAGAUGACUUGACAAAGACGCAGAGAAAGAAACAAGCUAAAAUAAUGUACAAAAAACUUCAAAUGAAAGAGAAGUCAAAACUUCAAAAGAAGAAGCCAAAGCAUACGAAAAGACUGACAAAGACAAUGUCAUCCAGUGAUGCCAGCAAAGUGAGAGUUGCCAUAGAACUAGGCUACUCUGAGCUAAUGACUGAAAAGGAUAUUAGAAUGUUAAUUAAGCAGUGUCAGAGGUGCUAUUCAGAGAACAGACACUCUGUCAAGCCAUUGCAACUGUACAUGACAAGUCUUAGUGGGACUGUAAAGGAAGCAAUGGAGACACUAGAGGGAUAUGAUAAAUGGGACGUUCACUUUCACGAAAAGAAAUAUUUAGAUGUUUUUGAACAAAAGGAUAUUGUAUUCUUAGCUGCCGAAUCACCUAAUAUACUAACAGAAUUAUCUGAUGAUAAAGUAUAUGUCAUAGGCGGACUGGUUGAUCAUAAUCGCUACAAAGGUUACUGCUAUAAUGAAGCUAUCACUGCUGGAAUCAAUCAUGCACAAUUGCCACUUAAAGAACACGUCACAUUAAAUAGUCGUAGCGUGUUAACCAUUAACCAUGUGUUUGAGAUAUUAUUAAAAUACGAAGAAUACCAAGACUGGCAAAAAGCAAUGCUACAAGUUAUUCCGCAAAGAAAAAUAAAGUCCUCAGAAAAACAUGACAAUCAAGACAAUGAACCCCAACCUACUGACGACAAUAAUUGUGAAGCUAGUGGUAACGAUGGUGACAAUGAUGGUACCACAAAUAGUGACUUUGAUAGUGGUAGGAGUAUGAAUGUGGAAUCAUAAUUGUGAUAGCUAAUACUUUUAUUAUAAUUAUUAUAAAAUCAUUCAUUCACAAUAAUAAUAAUUUAUUUAUUGACAGCAUUUAUUAUGGAUGCAACGGUUGUCUCAAGUUUUUAUUGGAAGAGCGAUAA